UUUUAUUUAUAAAGUCACAUGAUUUUAUAAACAUGUAUUUUUUUCUUUUAUGUUUUUAAUUAACAAGCAAGUCACGCAAACUAUUGUUUUUUUUCUUUCAGGUUGGAAAUAUUUGUAUAUCUUAAAACACAAUGUCGAAUAAAGACAGUAAUAAUGAUGGAGCUUCAGGCUCUUCACAGAUGGAUAAAGACACAAAUGACGACGAGGCGUUAGGCAAUUCAUGGACGUUGACAGAAGAUGGAAUGAAAAGACAUUUGACAGAAGAUGGAAUGAAAAGACAUUUGAGAGAACAGGAAUGGGAACAACUUGGUCAUGAAAUUUCGUUAACGGGACAUGAAAUUUCGUUAACGAUAAAGAAAUGUGAGCCUUCGUUCAAUACAACGACACAACAACACAGUGAUGUCCAAUAUGGCGCUGAAACAGGACAGAUGAAUUGA
Messenger RNA from Ruditapes philippinarum (Manila clam), 437 nucleotides. RefSeq lists its product as uncharacterized. NCBI's taxonomy places the organism in Eukaryota, Metazoa, Mollusca, Bivalvia, Venerida, Veneridae. The transcript is spliced from 10 exons. The coding region runs from base 132 to 437 and encodes 101 amino acids. The record is from RefSeq and is a predicted model, not a curated record.